GCUCUUGAUGUCCGAUGUACACAGUGUGUGGAGCUUUGAAAUCUUUGUAGUCUCGUGAAGUCCCGUAAAAUAGGCAUCAGAAAAUUUGACUUCGCGCGGGACCGACAAUCGCCGGAAAAGCCCGAAGGAUUGGAUUUUAAGCUGUGAGCCCUGUGAGUCAAGUGAAGUUGUGGCACGCAAAUAAACGUAAUACCCAAGUAAAACAACGCUUACUUAUUGUUUAACUAAAAAUGCCCGAUGGAUUUGAGCGUUAAUAGUGACGUACUUGUGGAAUUGGAUUCUGAAACCGAAACAAGAUAACUUUGCACGUAAAGCCAAGUCGGCAGCAACUACAUAUUCAACUAAAUACAAUAAUCUAUUAUCAGGUGAUUUGUUUUACUGACAUGGAUCUAAUCGAAUGUGAACCGCUGAAAAAUACCACGGAAGUACCAAUAAAUAAUGUCAAGAUGAUCGCCAUCGAAGAAUGUUUACCACCAACACAGAAUUUAAAAGAAUCUGAGACUGAGAUUGCUCUGGGCAUUUCCAAUGAAGCAAAAAUCACUGCAGUAGAAGGGUCCGUAAAAAAUCACACAACAGAUCCAUUGCUCGACAAUUUUAGGAAAAUUAAUAGCAUGGAUAUUGAAGGGGUGCAAAAUAUCAUCAAUGUUGAUCAGAAAAUUCCAGCCGAUAGUUCGGUGGAUAAAAAAAAAUUGAUUUUUAAAACUCCAAGUUUAUUAAUUGGCCCAAGGAAAGGAAAACCAGGAAAACUGUGCGACUUGGCUUCUAUUUCAUCUGUAAUACCUGGAGUUGACAAGAGAUUACCAGAAGUAUCAGAGUCUAUGUCUAAUAAUGAAGAGGAAUCUGGCAAUAGCAUUAAAACAAUUGAUUUAGCUCAUGAUGAGUCAAAAUUGAAGAAACCAUUAUCAUCUGCUGAAAUAGCAACAGAAAAACAGCCAGUUUUACCUUACAAAGAACCAAUAUGGGGAGGGUUGCCCGAAAAAAAAUACAAAUUAGAAGUAUUAAAAUCUGGGGUGAUUUUAGAGACUAUAGACUUGACGCUGAAAAGUUUCUAUGUUUUGGGAAGAUUACCGAUCUGUGAUAUCCCCUUGGCUCACCCUACCAUCUCUAGAUUUCACGCAAUCAUUCAGUACAGAUUAAAAGGAGAUGAAAAAAAUCCAAUAGGCUUGUAUUUGUAUGAUUUGGGAAGUACACAUGGCAGUUUCUGGAAUGGUCAUCGAAUGAAGCUGAACAUGUAUGUCAGGAUACGUAGUGGUCAUAUGAUAAGAUUCGGAUGUAGCCAGAGGAAAUUUAUUGUCCACGGACCCACGGAAGAUGAGGAAGAUGAAACCGAAUUAACAGUUACAGAAUUAAAGGAAAAUAGAAGAUUAGAAUUAGAGGAGCGACAAAGAAAAGAGAAGGAAGAACAACUGAGAAUAGAAGAAGAGGAAAGGUUGAGAAAAGUGAAAGAAGAAAAUGAAGGAAUAGAUUGGGGGAUGGGAGAGGAUGCCGAUGAAGAGACUGAUCUAUCUGAAAAUCCUUAUGCAGCUACAAAUAACGAAGAAUUGUUCUUGGAUGAUCCAAAAAAAACUCUUAGAGGAUGGUUUGAAAGAGAGGGAUUCGAACUUCAAUACCAAACAGAGGAGAAAGGCAUUGGGCAAUUUCUUUGCUGGGUUGACCUUCCAAUUGAUAGUAUAACUGGCAAGUCUGUACGAGCAGAAGCUCUGGUUAAGGGAAAAAAAAAGGAGUCCGUUAUUCAAUGUGCCCUGGAAGCUUGCCGAAUCUUGGACCGGCAUGGGGUACUUAGACAAGCACACCAUGAGGCAAGAAAGAGAAAGGCUAAAAACUGGGAAGAAGAGGACUUCUACGAUUCAGAUGAAGAUAAUUUUCUAGAUAGAACAGGAGCAAUUGAAAAGAAACGCCUGCAGCGUAUGCGAAGUGCAGGAAAACUGGAAGAUACAGUCGAAACCUACAAUUCUCUGCUCGAAAAACACAAAGCAGUGGUGAAACAGAUCACGAAUAUUGAAAAUGAUCUACGAAAUGCACAAUGGCAGAAAGCUUUGGAACCUGAAAGUUCAGAUGAAGAUGCACUCGACGCAUUCAUGUCAAAUUUAAAAACCGUUGCACUCAAUAAGAGUGAAAUUGUAAAAAUGAAAAUUGAAUUGCAAACACUUAGAAAGGAGGAGAACCGAUUAAUAAAUUUAGUAAACAUUGCUAAGCCUGCUAAUUUACCACCACUAAAACCCCAAACAUCCUUGGAAUCUACUGAUCCAGAGAACGUACAAAGUGCAAAAUCACUACCCAUGAUCGGCAGUAGGAAAAAAUUUAAAGUCCUGAAAAGCGGCAUAAAAUCUGUUGGAAGCUCACUAAGUAUUACCCACAAAGCAAAUGAGGCAGAUGAAGAUGAUGAUAAAUCAGAGAACGAAAAAGAAGUUAUUAAUGCAAGAUUAAUAGAGGCUUAUAAGUUGAAUCUGACAGAAAGUUGUUCGCUUGGUGAUGGCGAAUCUACUGAAACUGGGAGUAGUAUUUUAGAAAGUGAUAAUAGAAAGGAAUCUGAUGAAAAUAAUGAAGAACAAAACCGUAUAGACUGCUCUUCUGAAGCCAAGUUAUUAGCAAAAGAAGAUAAAUCGAGAGAGGAAGUUGAUGUGCAAAAGCGAAAGCGGAGAAAUCAGAAAAGAAUACAACAAAGGUUGGAGAAGGCGGAGAAGGACAAGCAAAAAGGUUACGAACAAGAUACAUACAAGGAGGAUUACUCAAUGUGGGUACCUCCAGAAAAUCAAACUGGCGAUGGAAAAACUAAUCUUAAUGAUAAGUUUGGAUAUUAAUCAUUUGAACUCUUGUAUAAAAUUCAAUCAGCGAUUAAAACUACGUAGAUAAUAGCUGCGUAUCAUUAAAUUUAACUUAUUUGACAGUUAGGUAGCACUUUCCAUCUUACAUGGAACUUGUUAAUUUAUGAAUUUAUAAACGUGUCACUACAUGAGAAUAAUACACAAUAGCUGUAAAUUAGGGAUAAGAGUAGCGAGUAAUGCAUUUACUGCGAUCAUCUAUCACAUAAUCAUUUUGUACAUAUCAACGAUUUUUUUUCGUUGAAUAAAGGGAUUCGUUAUGAAACAUUUUUAU
Neodiprion fabricii is the source of this 3096-nucleotide messenger RNA. RefSeq names its product kanadaptin. The transcript is spliced from 7 exons. The record is from RefSeq and is a predicted model, not a curated record. NCBI's taxonomy places the organism in Eukaryota, Metazoa, Arthropoda, Insecta, Hymenoptera, Diprionidae. Gene Ontology annotation, molecular function: protein binding; mRNA binding. Bases 384 to 2801 code for a protein of 805 amino acids.